Messenger RNA from Desarmillaria tabescens, 1403 nucleotides. RefSeq lists its product as uncharacterized. Bases 158 to 1132 code for a protein of 324 amino acids. The record is from RefSeq and is a predicted model, not a curated record. Lineage: Eukaryota; Fungi; Basidiomycota; Agaricomycetes; Agaricales; Physalacriaceae. The transcript has 11 exons.
AUCUCAUGCCUGCGUCUCCGCGGAUGCAUUGAAUUGCGAAUACCGAAAUGCAUUGGGUCACGACGUACAUGUCAUCUUCAAUGGCACAAAUAUACAAAUACUUUGUACACACAAAAAAUCUGCCGUCCUCGUCGUCACGGUUCCGCCGCCUCUUGGGAUGCAAGGUCAGUGGGUGGCAGGUGCGGCCCGCUCUGUCCAAGAGAGCAUUGAAGAAAGCGCGGGUCCUAUUCUUUUGGGAUAUGUUUUUCACUGGGGCCUUUUCGGUGUAUUGACGGUUCAAGUUUAUAUGUAUUAUCUGGCUUUCACAAAGGAAAAGGCCUCCUUGCGCUGUCUCGUAUACGGCCUUUUCACGAUCGAGGCUAUCCAGACGGCUUUGAUUACGUAUGAGCUCUUCAGAGCAUUCGCGACUAAUUACGGAAAUAUUGCUGCGUUCUCCAAUCCUCAAGUGAGCUGGUUGGCGGUUCCUAUCUUCAGCGGGAUAGUAAGCGGCGCUGUCCAAAUAUAUUUCGCCCAUCGUAUUUCUAUUCUCUCCGGGUCCCGAAUCAUUGGAUUGAUCAUUGCGAUUCUUGCUGUCACUCAGGGCACUUCAUCCAUUGUAGCAGGUGCACAAGCGCGCACGGUUGGGGACGUUUCGCAUCUUCAAGAGAAGACCGACGUCGGUACCACCAUAUGGCUAGCCGGGAGCGCCCUCUGCGACGUUCUGAUCGCUGUUUCCAUGACUUACUUCCUCUCAAGGUUUGAUACCAAGUACAAAGAAACCCAGGCGGUCAUCAGUAAAUUUAUACGCUUAACCAUUGAAACUGGUACCAUGACGGCAACCGUCGCCGUUAUCGACCUCAUACUUUUCUUAGUCUUCCCGCGCAAGAACUUCCAUAUAACGCCUGCACUCGUUCUGGCUAAGCUUUACAGCAACACUCUCCUUGUCAUGCUCAAUAGUCGCAUGCAUGUUUCUAGAGCACGAGAGGACUCGACUAUUGCCCAACGAUCUCAGUGGCCGACAUUAAACUUUGUCCAGUCAACUCAAAGAACGAGCAUCCAAGUGGAGAACGAUCGGCGAGGGAUAGCUAGCAAUGAUGUCCAUAUGAGUGACCAUACCGACGCGAGUACUCUGUGUCCGUGGCCCCAAUCAUAAAAGGUUUGUCCUUGCGCCGUUCAGAGUACAGCACUAGGGAGCCUUCCACUUCUCCCUGCCGAUGUCGAGCUUGGACGGACUGAGGAUGCUUCCCCAAGGACAAAAAUAGCUCUUUAAUUAAUGGUAUAAUCACGGACGCCUUUAAUAUUGCUCGAUGCCUUCACGCCUGCAACGUAUAUAAGUACUGAAAGGAAUGGCAACGGAUCCUACAAUCCUGGUAUAUUCUGGUGUGCCAAAUAAAUCCGCGUCAUAGCGUGAAAAAAACACGGGA